CAAUUACAUACAUAUUUGAUAUUACAUACACCUCCCCCCUUUUGUGUAUAUAUAUAUAUUCAACCAAAACCCAAGUCUGGAUUAGAAUUUCUUCAGAUUCUUUUUUGUUAGAGGAUGGGUGUAUGUGGGUCGAAGCCAAAAGGAUGCGUUGGGAUGAAAAACAAGCUGAAUUUGCAGAAGAAACGGAGAAGACGAAGAAGAAUUAAAGGGGGCCCCCACCAUCCUUCUAUUAAUCGUAACCGGGUCGAACCCUCUGACCCGAAAGAUCUUGCUUUCACUAACCCUUCUUUUCAAGGAAGUAGUGAAGCGUGGUUCGACCCCGAUGCAAUGAUUGAUUCCGACGGUGACGACGAUGAAUUUUACAGUGUGCAAGAUGAUGUAUCUCAAGCUGGAUCCCUCUCCAAUGUCGUGACUCCGAGAUUUUCGAACCAGGUUGCGUAUGGUAAUAAUACCGAUUCUCAGGUGAGCUGCGGCGAUUCUCAAAACGAGGAGCAAAGUAGGAACGAGUCAGGAUCGUUACACAGCUGUGGGUUUAUAUCAAACACCUUCCUCCCCUGCCUUGCUUGUGAUGAGUCUUUAGACGUUAAGAAAAAACCGCCGAGUCUAACCGGUUCGAACACGAAGAAAAAAUUAUCAAUUACCCCUUCUUUCAAAUGGAAAGAAGGCCAAGAAAAUCCAAUCUUAUCAUUGGGAAAGCCGAUAUUACAAAGACCGAUAGCUGGUUCGCAGGUUAAGUGUUCUCCGUUAGAGAAGAAAAUGGCAGAGUGUUGGUCCCGGAUCGAGCCGAAUAUCUUUAAAGUCCGUGGACGAACUUUUCUUAGAGAUAAAAAGAAAGAAUUCGCUCCAAACUAUGCAGCAUAUGUACCUUUCGGAGUGGAUGUUUUCUUGUGUCCUCGAAAAAUCAAUCACAUUGCUCGAUUUGUCGAACUCCCUUCUGUUGAUUCCCAUGGCGAAAUCCCUCCUAUUCUUGUUGUAAACCUUCAGAUUCCACUUUACCCUGCUGCAAUAUUCCAGAACGAGUACGAUGGACCAGGAAUGAGUUUUGUUUUCUAUUUCAAACUUUCGGAAAAUUACGAAGAAGACCUUCCACUUCAUUUUCGAGAAAAUAUCAGGAGGAUGAUUGCUAAUGAAAUGGAGAGAAUCAAAGGAUUCCCGAUAGAUACAAAUGCAUCUUUAAGGGAAAGACUAAAGAUUUUGGGGCGCGUGGUGAAUCUCGACGAUCUUGAAUUGAGUGCUACCGAGAGGAAACUUAUGUAUGCUUACAAUGAAAAGCCGGUUCUUUCACGCCCGCAGCAUGAGUUUUACUCGGGAGAAAACUACUUCGAGAUCGACUUGGACAUCCACCGAUUCGGUUACAUCCCUAGAAAAGGUUUCGAAACAUUUCAAGACAGAAUCAAGAAUUGUGUCUUUGAUUUCGGCCUCACACUUCAGGGAAACAAAGCUGAAGAUCUGCCCGAAUGUAUAUUAUGCUGUCUACGAGUCAAGGAAAUCGACUACACUAAUUAUUGCCAACUGAGCAUCUGAGAUUUUUUUCUUUCAAGACGACGAUUGUUCGAACGAAUGAAGUUCUAUAAAUUGAUCGUGUUUCUCUCGUCUCUAGCUUUAGUGGAAAACAAUUUUUUUUUCUCUUUCCGGGACUUGUUUUUUUCAUUUCUUCGUGUAUUGUCAAUGGCUGAGUGUACAAAAGAAACUGUAACAAAUUAUUAAUACAAAGUUACACAUUUGUUGUUUUUUUCAUGA
Messenger RNA from Erythranthe guttata (spotted monkey flower), 1740 nucleotides. RefSeq lists its product as uncharacterized. The record is from RefSeq and is a predicted model, not a curated record. Lineage: Eukaryota; Viridiplantae; Streptophyta; Magnoliopsida; Lamiales; Phrymaceae.